Molecule: messenger RNA, 1410 nt
Organism: Diaporthe amygdali
Lineage: Eukaryota; Fungi; Ascomycota; Sordariomycetes; Diaporthales; Diaporthaceae
Exons: 3
Coding region: 1-1410 (469 amino acids)
Biological process (GO): amino acid transmembrane transport
Cellular component (GO): vacuolar membrane
Molecular function (GO): amino acid transmembrane transporter activity
Source: RefSeq, a predicted model, not a curated record
AUGUCUCAAUCCCCCUCCGAAAAGGCCGACGCCAUCACGCCGGUCCCGGCCAGGAGCAGCGGGAGCAUCGACGCCGGAAAGCUCGAGAACGCCGAGGAUGCCUUUGAAGUCUUCAAGAGAGGCGAGGGCACAGUAGACUUCCGAACGGUCGGCUGGGUCCACGCAUCGGUCAUCUUUCUCAAGGUCAUCUUUGCUACCGGUGUCCUUUCGAUCCCUUCAGCCAUGUACGUUCUCGGUGCGCUGCCCGGUGCCAUCAACGUGCUAGGCUGGCAAUUCCUCAACACAUAUUGCGCAAUAAUCCAAGGGAACUUCCGCAAUGCUCAUGCUGGUUGCCAUUCCAUCGCCGACAUGGCUAAUGUCGUGGGUGGUGUUUGGCUAAAAGAAGUUGUGGGCGUUUUGUUCCUCGUUACCUACGCUAUCGUCGGCGCAUCAGGUAUUUUUGGUACAUCCGUCGCGUUCAACGCCCUGUCCAGUCAUGCCAUCUGCACCAACUACUUCAUGUUGGUUGCAACCGUGGCAGUCUUCAUCCUUGCUAGUGCUCGCAAGUUCGAGAAAAUUGCAUGGUUGACAUGGGCCGGCUUCCUGUCGGUAUAUGUUGCCGUGUUUAUUGUCGUAGUGGGUGUUACGCAAGUCGAUCGACCUGCUGCUGCACCCAAGACAGGCGACUUCGACCUUGGAUACCAUGUCAUCGGCAACCCGAACUUCGUCACUGGCAUCACCUCCGUGGCUACCAUCUUCUGCUCAGGAGCUGGCACUUCAGCGUUCCUUCCCGUCAUCUCUGAGAUGAAGCGACCCAGAGACUACAAUAAGGCCGUCUACCUUUGUAUGGGAGUCGUCACGGCUUCUUACUUGACCUUCUCCUUGGUCGUCUACCGCUACUGUGGUCAAUGGGUUGCCUCGCCGUCCCUCGGUAGCGCCGGCGAAACUGUUAAGAAGGUUGCCUAUGGCAUCGGCGUGACCGGUCUCAUGGUCAGCGCAUGCCUCUAUAUCCACGUCGCUGCCAAGUACAUCUUUGUUCGAAUCCUCCGCGACUCCGUUCAUCUCCAGAAGAACUCAGUCGUUCAUUGGUCCAUAUGGCUCGCAUGUACCUUUAGCAUGUCUGUCGUCUCUUUCCUUCUAGCCUCUGGUAUUCCCAUCUUUAACUACCUGCUGGCUCUCGCAGGCAGCUUGACUUUUGCUCCUCUGGCACUGGGCCUGCCAGGAUACCUGUGGGUAUACGAUCACCAGCACUACCGACAAGGGAACCGGUGGCAAGCUAUGGUCUACUGGCUGAAUUGGCUUAUGAUUAUUCUUGCCGUCUUCUUGACCAUCGGUGGCACAUAUGGUGUCAUACAGAACAUUAUAGACGCUUAUGCACAAGGUUUGAUUGGCGGCGCGUUCUCUUGUGCAGACAAUAGUGGUUCGUCCUAG